Penaeus vannamei (Pacific white shrimp) is the source of this 4389-nucleotide messenger RNA. The record is from RefSeq and is a predicted model, not a curated record. Lineage: Eukaryota; Metazoa; Arthropoda; Malacostraca; Decapoda; Penaeidae.
AUGGUAAUUAUGUUGCCUUCAACUUCCACUGGAAAAGAUGUGUACAUUAUAAUUAAUGUUAUCCUCACGGUUUAUGUCACUUUACUGAAGUCAUCACAAAGGACAUUCACUCUGGUCACUGAUGGAAGCUUCUGGAGAUAUGACUUUAAAAGACCUUUCAGCUUCUCGACGGACCUCUUGAUGGACGAAACUACAACAGAUCUUCGUCAGGUGGAAGUUAUGGUGCAGGUGAAUGUACACAAUAUUUUUGAAGGAUCGACUAUGACUGGACAUGCCAGGACACGUUUUGUAAGUGAUGACGUAAGGGUGGAAUUUGUUGGUCCUGACCCGCUCGUGUUUAAGCCCGGGAUGCUUAUGUCGGGUGUGGUAACGGUCAAGUACGAGGACUCAGCUCCAUUAGAGGGAGAGAGGCUGCAGGGAUCUCAUCUUGUUGUAAGAGCAUCAGCCACCCUUGCGAAUGGAGCCAGGAAAGAUCUGCCGGAGAUCGUAGUCAGCCCAAAGGACAGCACUGCCUCAAGCCCCGCCCACCUCCUCCGAAGAUACGCCGAUGACAGCGCAUCCGAACGCGUGCGCUUGCCACAGCUGGACGACUUCCUGCGCGUAGCCUCCAGCGCAGAGUUUCGGAAAAGUGGAAUGCUACGCUUCACCUUCAGCGUCCCCAAAGAAGCGACCAACCUGCGCCUAUCAGCUGUUUACAAGGACGACAAAGGUACCGCUUCGACGACAGCCCAAGCGGUACGACCUCACUCUCGCUCGGGCCGGUACAUUCACGUCACUUCGAGUACGACCGCGGCUCACGUCGGGGAGUUUGCGAUCUGUCAUGUCAGGGCGAAUUUCAGGAUGGAGAAGUUCCAGUAUUUGGUCAUGUCAAAAGGCGUCCUGAUCUACUCGGCGACGGAGGAGGUCACUGCCGCCGGAAGUGACGUCGUCUGGACUCUGAGCCUCACCGUGUCGAGGGAGACGUGGCCCAGACUCACUGUGGUGGUGAUUCACGUGGCUCAGGAUGGCGAGCUGCUGACGGAUUCGGUCCACAUCGCCGUCGGUUUCCAAGCCGUGGAGGUGGCGCAGAUUGGGGAAAGCCUAUAUCCAACAAUGGAUAUAAGAAAGCUGAAAGAAAACAAAGUGUGGCUAGGAUUGGGCCACACUGACCCUCAACCAGCACAAAGACCACUCCAAGAGGACAGUCGAGGCCGCCAUGACAGCUCCGCCCGCGCCAUUUUGUUCGCGUCUGUCUUCGGCGGGAAAGCGCGUUUUUGCGGCAGAACAAACAGAGUCACUUUGUCCCGGUUUCUGCGGACCGCCCUCGCGAUGGAGCCGCACCCGAGGUCAAUACACCACGCCCACUUCCGGUCCCGCGACGGCUUGUGGGCGGAGCGUCUAGAGACCCUCUCGGCGGAGAACACAGCGACGUCCAAGUUAUCUUCUCUUCACUUUUCCGGACUCUCUCUGGCCAUGGACGCUGCACUGGACUCUCCCUCGGGCACAGGCCAUUGCGACAGUCAGCUGGGUUAUCUGGAGUGCGGCGACGGAGUUGUUACCGCUGGAAGUGGUGACGGGAGAGGUGCCAGGACGGGGCAGAUGAAGCCAACUCGAGUGGUUCUUCGAGGCCUUCGUCGUCCACCCCCACCUGGGCUUUUCCUUCCUGCCUCCGAGACCCUACGACAGCACCCCGCCUCUGUUUAUGAAGUUGGAGGCGACGACCGUUUGCAGGCGGGGGAGCAGAUCUCCGUCAAGGUCCACCUCCACAACGCUCUGCCGAGGAGGAUGUCCGUCCUGGUCGUCCUCGAGGGAAGUGACCACCACCGCUUCAUCCACGUGGAGGAGGGAGGUCGUGUCAGUCACUUCAGGCCGAGGUUGUCGAAGGGGGACCACCAGCACCUCGUUCGGGUGGAAGGAGGUGGCUGGACGCAAGUGAUGUUCCCGCUGGCAGUGCUAAAACAGGCGGGAAAAGUGACGGUGACGGUGAAAGCACUGUCGUUGGUGGGCAGUGACACUCGCUCUGUCACUGUCAAUGUUCAGCCAGAGGGAGCCACCGUCCGGAAACACACCUCCGUGCUACUAGACCUGAAAAGCAGAGCGACCGUGUACGAAUUCCUGGACCUUCCCGUCGACGAGAGUCCUCUGAUUUCCAAGAGCAUUUUCAGACGCUAUGUCUACGGGUCACCAAAGGCAAGGAUGACACUUUCAGGAGACGUCUUUGGCCCCACGUCCAAGGACAUGACCCUCAGCUUCAAGACAGCCUUCCAGGGCCGGAUCCUGAAGAACACCGACGGCCUCGCCUUCAACUUCGGCUCGACGGUCUGGACGCUCCGCUACCUCCGCCUCACGAACCAGCUGGACAUGACGAAGGCGAAGAAAGCGUUCGAGUUCCUGAAUUCACAGCUGGCGGGGUUGUUCGCGAGGUACAGCGACGGCGCCUUCGGGAUGUGGACGGCUUCGGAGCCCUCGGUGUGGAUGACCACAUGGGUUCUGAGCGUAUUACUUCCGGCGCAACUAGAAGACUGGGAGAACUUAGUGUAUAUAGAACCGAGGCUGAUCAACACUGCAGUUGCAUUCAUCCUCGAACACCAGUUAGAAGACGGGAGUUUUAGAGAACCUUUUGUCAAUGUGACGCUGGAUCAUAAAAUGUCUUCUAAGGAAAAAACGUGGACGGACGAUGCGAAAUCCUCCUUGCCUUUGACCGCCUUAGUAACGACUGUGUUAUACGAGGCUUCACCGUCUCUGGACUCGGUUAUACGCGCCAGGGCCGUCACUGCAAGGGGGAAGGCCAUCAGAUACCUGGAGCAGAGUUUGCAAAGCCUGUGGGAGCCGUAUGAGUUGGCCAUCACCGCCUACGCCCUCGCACUCGUCAAUAGCCCGAGUAAGGAAGUUGCUGCGAAGAUGCUGGAGAGGCAAGCCAGAGUUGCAGAAUAUAACCCUGAACUAACACCAACGGUAGAGGACCAGUAUGAAAGAGUAGGAGGAAUAGGUAAUGCCAACCAUGGUUUAGAAUUACAAAGACAAGACAAUGUUAAACUGUACGUAACCAAAAUAUGUACCAAUAACCAACACAAGCAUACCACAGCCCACCCACCUGUCCCCCUCACGCCCACAGACGGGAAGAUCCACUGGUCGAAGAAGGCCAUCGAGAGCAACGUAAGGCGCGCAGAGGACAGUCAGCACUCCUUCCUCCUGCCGAAGGAACCGCAGGAAUGGGACUCCUACGCCGUGGAGGCCACUAGCUACGCCCUCAUGGUGUUCCUCAUGCGAGAGGGCGUCACGGAGCGCCAGGAGGCCAUCGUCGAGUGGCUCACCUCCGUCAGGGACUGGAAUCGAGCCUUCAGCUCUUCUGUGGACACGGUGGUGGCUCUGCGGUCGCUGGCAGAGUACAGCUACAGAGCGCGGCUGAGGGACGUCACCGCUCUUCGCGUCAAAAUGACCGCCACGUCCUUCCCCGACCUCAAGACGAACAUUUCCAUCGGGAAGGACGCCUUGUCGCUCAUGAGGAGUGUUCCGAUCGCGCGCCCAUGGGGUCACGUCAACCUAGUGGCCGAAGGGGCAGGUCAGGCGGUGGCCCAACUGGAGGUCAGCUGGGGCGUUGACCUGGAACGGUACCUGAAACGACCCGCAAGGAAGUACUUCGAGCUGAGGGUCACAGAGGCGUAUCCCAACUUCAGGAACAAGACUUUGAUCACAACGACGGCGUGUGCGAGAUGGGUGGCAGAGGACGUGUCAAGCACCAGUCACGCAGCCAUGCUUGAGAUAGACAUGGCAAGCGGUUAUGUCAUCCCUCAGCCCAAUGCCAACGAAGCUGCCAAGAGGAAUCGAAAGAAGUUUCCACAGCUUGUCAAUUCACACUCCACGCCAGAGAGGACUUUUUGGCAGUUUCAGUUUGUACCGAGCAAACAGCGCCAGUGUUUCUCCUUCACAACUAGACGUCGGUUUCCUGUGGCGAAUCUGACGGCAAUUCGCUCGGCAACGAUAUUUGAACUUUUUGCGCCAGAGCACUUCGAGACGGUAGUGAUCAACGCGACCUCCCUGGCUGCCCUCGACGUGUGCGAGGUGUGCGGCUCGUACCAAUGCCCCUACUGCCCCCACUACAGCGGAAGGGCCUGUCUCGUGCCCAGCAUGCCCCUGGUGGCUCUCCUGGCCUUCUGGGUAGCGUUCGUCCUCCAAGAAGUGCCAUUAGAUGAGUGGUUGAAGGUUGUUUGUCGUUAGGUCUUGUUUGGUAAUACGCCUGUGUUUGGGAGUAGAUCUGUUUUUGUUAUUGGAGCUGUGUUUGUUGUUAGACCUGUGUUUGUUACUGCACCUUGCUCGUUACGACACCCGUUUGUUCAUAGACCAGAGUUUGUGUUUGUGAUCGCCUAUAUUCGUCGUGAUUCGUGAAAAAUAAUAAUGUCAUAACUUUAC